Vigna radiata var. radiata (mung bean) is the source of this 1972-nucleotide messenger RNA. RefSeq names its product F-box/kelch-repeat protein At1g22040. The record is from RefSeq and is a predicted model, not a curated record. Gene Ontology annotation, molecular function: protein binding. The transcript is spliced from 2 exons. NCBI's taxonomy places the organism in Eukaryota, Viridiplantae, Streptophyta, Magnoliopsida, Fabales, Fabaceae. The coding region runs from base 318 to 1763 and encodes 481 amino acids.
UGCAACCCUGAACUUGGGCUUAAUAAAAUUUAAGAAUUUUUCCAUCAGUUUAAGUGGUUCCAUGUGGGUUAUUCAAUUGACUUCUGGGUCCGUUUUUAAAGUGUAUGCAUUUUUGUUUUUAAGGGUAUAAAUGUGGGCAUUGCAUUCGUGUUCUGUGAGUUGUUUCAGUUCUUAUUUCUCUUAUGGAAGGUGAAUGUCUUGUGUAAGAUUCUUGUGCACAAAAAUGGUUGUUUUUCUGUGGUGUCUGUGUGGUGUGAUAUUAAUCUUGCAAGUUUGGUUUGCUUGCUUGGUUUUGGUUUGAAUUUGAAGUGGUUUUAAUGGGGAAUAUACUGAAUCUGAACAAUUCCAAGACUAGAUGGAAUAACUCUUAUGAGGUUUUGCAAGUUCAAUCGUGCAAGAGACGUAGGUUGUCAUCAAACUCUUGUGAAGAUAAUGAAAGACUGAUUCCUCUCCUUCCUGAUGAGAUAACAAUACAGAUACUAGCUAGAGUUCCUCGAAUUUAUUAUUUGAAUCUGAAGUUAGUUUGCCGUGCUUGGAAGGCAACCCUUGUUAGCUCUGAGCUAUUUAGUGUGAGAAAAGGCCUUGGAACCAUGGAGGAGUGGCUCUACAUUUUGACAAAAGUGAAGGAUGAUAAGCUUUUAUGGUAUGCCUUGGACCCUCUUUCUAGAAGAUGGCAAAGGUUGCCACCAAUGCCUAAAGUAGGGUUUGAAGAUGAAACAAAGAAAGGUUUAAUUUCCUUUCCCCUUCGGAUGUGGAGCAUGAUGGGUUCAAGUAUUAGAAUUGUUGAUGUCAUUAUGAGCUGGCUGGGGAGGAGAGAUGCCCUGGACUGGAUGCCAUUUUGUGGUUGCUCAAUAGGAGCCGUUGAUGGUUGCAUCUAUGCAUUAGGAGGAUUUUCAAGAGCUUCAGCAAUGAAAUCUGUUUGGCAGUAUGAUCCCAUUAAAAACUCCUGGGCCGAGGCUAGUUCAAUGUCAGUUGGUAGAGCCUAUUCCAAGACAGGUAUAUUAAAUAAUAAGCUCUAUGUCGUUGGUGGGGUUACAAGGGGUCGUGGUGGACUAAGCCCUCUACAAUCUGCAGAAGUGUAUGACCCUCAUACAGGCAUGUGGUCCCAAUUACCUAGCAUGCCUUUUGCUAGAGCUCAAGUGUUGCCAACUGCAUUUUUGGCUGACCUACUCAAGCCUAUUGCCACAGGAAUGGCUUCAUACAGGGGCAGGUUAUUUGUGCCUCAAAGUUUGUAUUGCUGGCCAUUUUUUGUUGAUGUUGGGGGUGAAGUAUAUGAUCCAAAUAUAAAUUCAUGGCUUGAAAUGCCAAUCGGCAUGGGUGAAGGCUGGCCUGCAAGGCAAGCUGGAACAAAAUUGAGUGUUACUGUCAAUGAUGAUCUAUAUGCACUCGAUCCUUCAAAUUCUCUUGACAGUGCAAAGAUCAAGGUAUAUGAUUAUGAAGAUGAUACUUGGAAAGUUGCAGCAGUAGAUGUUCCUAUUCAUGAUUUCACCGAUUCAGAAUCUCCUUAUCUCCUGGCUGGUUUACUUGGAAAACUUCAUAUAAUUACUAAAGAUGCUAAUAACAAUAUUACAGUGUUGCAGGCUGACAUGCAACAUGAACAUGCUGGGUCAGCUUUCUCCCAAUCAAUAAUCACUUCACCAGAUAACUCAAUCACUGAAGAUGCUGAAUCUUCUGCACAAAGUCAAGGAGAAUUUUGGAAGGUUCUUGCAACUAGGAGUGGUAGAUCUGCUGAACUAGUCAACUGUCAAUCCCUUAAAAUUUGAAUCUUUUUUUGGGUAGGUGUAGUUUAUAGUCCUCUUGUGGUUAUAAUUUCUGAGUGUAUCUCUGUUGGUUGGCAUGAUUGCUUACAAGCCAGUAGGUUGGGUGAAAUUUCAAAGUUGUAAAUGAUUUCCUUUACAGAUGAUUCAUAAGAUGUGUAACCAAUAAAACAAAAACUUAGAACUACACGGAGCCAGAACAUCAUUCAAACAAA